Messenger RNA from Fusarium poae, 1254 nucleotides. RefSeq lists its product as uncharacterized. Lineage: Eukaryota; Fungi; Ascomycota; Sordariomycetes; Hypocreales; Nectriaceae. The coding region runs from base 1 to 1254 and encodes 417 amino acids. The transcript has a single exon. The record is from RefSeq and is a predicted model, not a curated record.
AUGGGGGAUAACGAAACCGGGGCUAUCUCUGCACUUGGUGCUCUUCUCGGUUAUGUCGGCGCCGAAGCUGCCACUACCGCACCAUUUGAACAUUUACUCUGGCCACAACGACAUUUGGCAAAUCUCUCAUGGCGCUCAGCAGUCAUGGCAGCAUUGCUGAUGCCCAUGGGUGGUCCAUUACACAAAGCGGCCUUGGAGACGUUUGAUACACUACACCGCCAUGGUCUUUUCCGUGGUGCCUAUCUCGGACAUAUGCUCGGUACCGCCUUUUUUAAGGACAUUGGAUGGACCUACACUAUGCACGACAUGGGUGUCAAAGGGAUACCAAAAGCAGUCAGGAACUGUAUCUGGACGAGGGCUAUGAGCAUGUUAAGUCCUCCUCAGUUGGCUGAUGAAAGCAAGCUCGUGCCAUCGGAGAAAAAAGAAGCAUCACGCCAGACUUCAGUCAGAGCCUUGAUAUCUUGCUACCAUUUGACAUUUAGCCAAGCCACAGAGGAAGAUAGAGAAUCUUCCUUACCAUUUGUGCGUGAGCGCGUCAAUAAGCCUGGACCCCACGUCUAUCUAUCGAUCAUCGCCGCUGAAUCGUCAGCAAUUAUCAUCGGCGUUAUACUAAUUGGUAUAUUGAGAACACCCUGGGCCACUCUGUGGCUCGCACCCUUGGCACUACGACUGAUUAGCACCCUCUUCGCCAUCCACCGCGAGCCACUCGAAACUCCUCAAAUCACACCCCAAAACUACACUUGCGACUUCGAAAUACAUUGCCCCGAGUCCAACGGGGAUUUCAUAGUUCUUACUGGUCCACCGCCCCUUAUACAGCAAUUUAUGCGACACUACGGCCAUCCAUGCCGGAGCCGCAUCAAAGAGAUCAUCCAGCUGACUAUCAUCUGCGCACUGGGUUGUGUCUUUCCGGCAGGUCUAGUGGCCUCAGCACUUUUUAUGCCGUUGCAUCUACAAUACAUAUGGUUCGGAUAUCAAAUAUUCCUAGUCGCAGGACUCCAUAUUGCACGGUACUGUCAAUUCUCAAGACAGUUAUCUAUAGAUGCAGCUAUUGCAGAGGCAUUUACAAAGGGCGAUAGGUUCAGUUUCUAUGGAGAGAGCUCAUUGCUUUUCGGUCACAAACGAUCAGGCUCUGGAAUACUCAGGAUUGAUUUGAAGGUCAAGUCGUAUAGUAAGUAUGCGGAUGGGAAAAAGGCAGUGCAGGACUUGCUUAUGGGUGAUGACAAAGAUAUUGAGGAGGCUAUUGCGAAUAAGUAG